AUGCUGUCGUUCUCACUACUGGCCCAUUGGUUGGCCUGCAUUUGGUAUGUGAUCGCUGUCGAGGAGAUUGAGUUGAAUCCCAUCAAUUGGGACGUCGGAUGGUUGCAUCAGUUGAGCAGUAAAUUGGGUUACGAGACGGUCACCAAUAACUUGACGGACUUCUCCUCGUAUAUCACUGCCCUCUACUUUACCACAUCGUCGCUGACAUCCGUGGGCUUCGGCAACGUGUCGGCCAAUACCGACGCCGAGAAGGUCUUCUCCAUCUUAAUUAUGCUCAUCGGAGCCCUUAUGCACGCCGUGGUCUUCGGUGCGUCCAUACCGGUGCCCAAAUGUAACGUGACGGCAAUCAUCCAACGCAUGUACGCCCGGCGUUCCCAAUACCAGACCCGACUCCGGGAUCUCAAAGACUUCUUCAAAUUACAUCAAAUCCCGAAACAAUUGCGACAACGAAUGACUGACUACUUCCAGACGACGUGGUCUCUCAAUAAUGGCAUCGAUCACAACGAAGUGAGUAUUUUUUUCGCUCAUUUUUUAGUCAAUGUUUUCCAAUCGCUAAUGGCUUCGGGAUAUACACGACAAGUGCUGCAGAAGUAA
Messenger RNA from Oppiella nova, 594 nucleotides. The record is from the annotation of a GenBank genome assembly. NCBI's taxonomy places the organism in Eukaryota, Metazoa, Arthropoda, Arachnida, Sarcoptiformes, Oppiidae.